Molecule: messenger RNA, 975 nt
Organism: Oldenlandia corymbosa var. corymbosa
Lineage: Eukaryota; Viridiplantae; Streptophyta; Magnoliopsida; Gentianales; Rubiaceae
Source: the annotation of a GenBank genome assembly
AUGGAUCAAUUGAACCAUCGUCAAGAAGCUUUAUAUCAUCAUCAAUCUCUUCAAGUUCAGGGUCCAAAUCCACCUCUGCCAGCUGAUUCCAGACCCGAAGUAGCGGCAAAGGACUCCGUUGCUGCAAGGAAAGUGCAGAAAGCAGAUCGUGAGAAACUAAGGAGGGAUCGCCUAAAUGAGCAGUUUGCCGAGUUGGGAAAUACUCUUGAUCCUGACAGGCCUAAAAAUGAUAAAGCGUCUAUUCUAACUGACGCUAUCCAAGUGGUGAAAGAUUUGACUUCACAGAUUGACCGACUAAAAGCUGAAUAUGCUGCACUGAAUGAAGAAUCCCGUGAGUUGACUCAGGAGAAGAAUGAUCUUCGAGAAGAGAAGGCUUCACUUAAAUCGGAUAUCGAGAGCCUUAAUGCACAAUAUCAACAGCGAGUGAGAGCUAUGUAUCCAUGGGGUGGAAUGGAUCAUUCUGUCGUGAUGCACCCAGCUUCUUAUCCUUUCCCAAUGCCAAUGCCAAUACCUGCUGGUCCAAUUCCCAUGCAUCCAUCUCUGCAGCCCUUUGCGCUUUACGGGAAUCAGAAUCCUGCUGUAGUUCCAAAUCCAGUGUCAACUUUUGUUCCAUAUAUGGCCCCUAGUGGUGCUGUCGAGCAGCAGUCUACACCGCAUGUAUCUCAAGUAACACAACAAGGUUGUAGGUCUCAUGGUUCAAGAAAACAAGACCAAAAAACAUCUACUUCAAAGGACAGGAGUGAAAAAUGUGAAACUUCAGAUGAUGUAGCAACUGACCUUGAGCUGAAGACACCUGGUUCGGGGUCAUCGGAUCAGGAUGUUUCUCCUGGACAAAGAAGAGCCAGAAAAUCACCAAGGAAGGAAAGUAGCAUCACAGAAGCAAGUUCUUCAAGCAGGUGUUCAUCAUCUCACAGCGUGCAGGCAGUUUCACAAAACAGUGUCAUCGGUGGUACUGCAUCAAAGACAGAUGAGUGA